Messenger RNA from Aphis gossypii (cotton aphid), 1455 nucleotides. RefSeq lists its product as uncharacterized. NCBI's taxonomy places the organism in Eukaryota, Metazoa, Arthropoda, Insecta, Hemiptera, Aphididae. The coding region runs from base 238 to 1395 and encodes 385 amino acids. The transcript is spliced from 3 exons. The record is from RefSeq and is a predicted model, not a curated record.
CUUAUACAAAAUUAUGUACUUUUUACUUUUUUAGUUUAAAAGUUUAAGACGUUCUACUAAAUAUUUAAAAUUAUAACAAUAAUAAGAGAAGAACUGAUGAUCCAAAAACAGGUGCUAGGAUUUGUAGUUGCCAUUUUGAGGAUAAUAAAAACAGAAUAGACCAACCAUCUUGCCUCAUCGCUUUAAACAAUUUGCCUCUAAUCAUUUGACCCCAGAAAAAAAAAAACUAGGAAAAAAAUGUCUAAAGAAAUAAUACCGAUAGAAUCCAUACCACAAAAACCAAAUGAUUCAAACUCAAUGGAUUAUGAGGUAGUUCGAAAUGAUGAUGUAGUUGUUCAUGAAGAUGUUCUAGAUCUGUCAAUAAAAUGUAAAUCAGUUAUUAGUUCACAUACGGUUGAUAUUCCACACAUAACAUCAAUUAUUCAAGAAUCUGAAAACUAUUACCUCAAAAAAGAAAAUGAAGCUAUGCAAUUAAAGUUAAGCCAUUUAAGUGUUUCAUUUAAUUAUGAAAACUUGAGUCAAAACAACGAACUGUUACAGUCUUAUACUGGCUUACCUAAUAAUGAAAUAUUUAUGUGUUUGUAUAAUUUAUUGAAAAAUGCAGAAAUUCACUACCAUUUCCAGUGGAAAGUUGAGGGUAUAAAUAGACAAGAUCAACUACUUAUAACUCUUAUGAAAUUAAGACACAAUUUUCCACAUUUUGACUUAGCUACAAGAUUCAAGUGUAGUAAUGGCACUAUUACUAACAUUGUAAUAACUUGGAUUAAUGUUUUACAUAAUGUACUGUUUUUACAAUGCAUGAAUAAAAUUCCAUCUAGACACAAAAACCAAACAUGUUUACCUAAUUGUUUUAAGCCUUUUUUUAACUGCCGAAUCAUAAUAGACUGUACAGAAAUAUAUACAUCAGUAUCCUGGCAAUCUAUGAACAUACAAAGAGAUACUUAUAGCAAUUACAAACAUAGAAAUACUUGGAAAAUUCUUUUGGGAAUUUCACCAAAUGGUGUAGUUACUUUUGUUAGCAACCUAUUUCCAGGUUCUACAUCUGAUAAAAUAAUAACAUUAAAAAGUGGGCUUUUAGAUCAAUUAGUUCCUGGAGAUCUUAUUUUAGCUGACAAAGGUUUUUUAAUAAGAGAUAUAUUACCCCCUGGAGUAUCUUUAAAUCUACCUCCCUUUUUAGAUACUCCUCAGUUUACACCUGAACAAGUGCUACAAACUGAAACGAUAGCUAAAGCAAGGAUCCAUGUUGAAAGAGCGAUACAACGGAUAAAAUGUUAUUCAAUUUUAAACUUCAUUCCUUCUAAAAUGUUGAAACAAGCAGAACAAAUUUUUAAAGUUAUUGCUGCACUUACAAAUUUACAACAUCCACUUAUUCAAGAAGUCCAAGAUAAAAUGUAAAAAGUACAAAUAAUUUAAUUAUAUUAAUAAAAUUCAAUAUUUUUUUAAUUAUAAACAUAA